AUGACAGCUGUAGUGGAGUCGCUGCAGCUUAUCCUCCUUGCCAUCGCGGUCAGAUGGGGUGAUGCCCUUCAUCGGGGAAUCCCGGUGCAGCAGCAAAACUAUGGCUAUGUGAUGCAGAUCUACGGUCCUCAAUUCCUGGCGGCCGGAUCGCUGUUCAGUGCCCGUUACGUCUUAACGGUGGCUCACUGUUUUAAGAAGAAUACCAAGCCGGAGGAGCUGUCAGUGCGCGCGGGGUACAGGUGGAUAGCCUGGGAGUUCAGGGGCAAACAAGUGGCGGGACUCCUGCGCCAUCCGAAGUUUUCACCUCUAACCCUGCGAAACGACAUCGCUGUGCUGAGGGUCAAGGCGGCCAUAUCGCAUUCCCACAUGAUCAACUACAUCGGCCUCUGCUCGCGGCCCUUGACCCCUCUUAACAUGUUCGCACCGCCGCAGGAGCUUGCAGGCUGGAAUUUGAUGCAUAUCGCUCAGCCCCUGAAAUCUAUGAGUGUUCAAGUGGAACCCGAGAAAAACUGUCGUCAAUGGUUUCCCCAGAUCUCGGGCGGCGUGAUCUGCGCCUCAGCCACGAUGGGAGAGGGGCUGUGCUAUGGGGACUCCGGGGAUCCUUUGAUCAGCGGAGGAGAAGUAUGCGGCCUGGCAAUAGCCUUUCGAAAAUGCGGAGAUAAGCGAUAUCCCGCCCUCUUUACGGACGUCCACUACCAUCGCGCCUUUAUUGCCCAAGCCGUACUAACCUUGGACAGGGAAAUGCUGAGCAAGUCACGGGGCUGAGUUGGGUGAACUAAUAUUAUACUUGUACUUAAAACUACGCCAAAAAGAUCACGUAAAACAUACCCAAUUGCAGCUGAACAAAGUGUGUUUGUGGUUAAAAGACUCACCUGCAAGAG
This is a messenger RNA of Drosophila melanogaster (fruit fly), 881 nucleotides long. RefSeq lists its product as uncharacterized. Lineage: Eukaryota; Metazoa; Arthropoda; Insecta; Diptera; Drosophilidae. Gene Ontology annotation, biological process: proteolysis. The coding region runs from base 1 to 765 and encodes 254 amino acids. Gene Ontology annotation, molecular function: hydrolase activity; peptidase activity; serine-type endopeptidase activity. The transcript has a single exon. The record is from RefSeq and is marked reviewed. Gene Ontology annotation, cellular component: extracellular region.